AUGAAUGGGAGUAUAACGGAUCCAACAGAUUUUAGAGAAACCGAAUUGCCACUCUUUUCCCAGCUAGAUUCUCUGCUACGAUGUCAUAUAUGUAAGGAUUUUCUGAAAGUUCCUGUCUUGACACCUUGCGGUCAUACUUUCUGCUCGAUCUGCAUACGUGAGGCAAUCAAUAAAUCAGCGAAAUGCCCGCUGUGUUUGAACGAAUUGAGAGAGUCGGGCCUUCGCGGCGACUUCUUGACGGGCGAGGUCGUAAACUGCUAUCAAAAUCUAAGACAACCGUUGCUGGAACGAAUACAGAAGGUAGAAGAACCGACAGUUGCGGGCUCAGAGACCUCUCUCAUCGAAAUAGAGUCCGACGGUGACCGAGAACGUAUUUCAGAUAUAGAAGAAGACUUCCAGAUAUUGGCUACCAACGAACGGAAGCGACUACCGGGUAUUAAGAAAAUUACCAAGCGACCAGCGAGUAGAAAGGGCGGUUCCAAAUCAAAUAUUGAGUCCAUGUUUAAAUCAGGUGUUGAAAUGGGUGAAUGCCCCAUCUGCAAUGAGUUUUUUCCAGUGAAAACUAUAGAAAGGACGCAUAUGGACGAAUGUCUUACCAGACAAGCUUUAGGGAAACCGAAACCGAAACGUUCCGUCAAAACACCAUUUCAGACAAGUAACAGACCAUCUUCUGUUGAUUCAAUAGCAUCUAAUCUCAAAUAUGGGGAGAACGGUGCACAGCAUCUAAAAAAUUAUUUGGAAUCAGCGGUGAACGAUGAGAAACGACUGCGACUACCAAAACUAGACUACAAUACUUUAUCGUUGAGUCAGCUAAAACAGAAAUUAGGCUCUUUAGGACUGCCUUCCUUCGGCUCAAAACAAAGCUUAAUGGCCCGAUAUAAUCAUUACGAAAUGCUUUGGAAUAGUAAUUUUUUUGAUUCCUCCAGUCCCGUCAACGAGAACGAGCUAAAAAGGCAGCUUCUUUCUUGGGAAGCAUCCAAUAACCUGAACAGUAAUAAUAAUAACAAUACCAUCGGUAAAAUGAUCACGAAAAACAAAGAUGGGGAACGGACGUACCAGAAAUUACUGUUUGAUUUCAAGAGUGAUAAAUUCAAACGGAAAAGUUGGAUCAGACUGUUUAGACGGAUGUUCCAAACGUUGAUCAAGGAAGCUAAGAGUAAGAUGCAGGACAAAGCUACCGAAGAAAGAGAUUCCGAUAAAAGAAGUGAUGCCCCCGUGAGCGAAGAUUAUCAGACACUUAUACCCCAACCUGAAAGUAAUGUAGCUUCAUCAACAGCUGUGCUGGCUUUGGAAGAUGCACAAUCGGCCGUAAAAACACCACUAGAUACCGAAACUCCUUCCAUUGAAUCCAAAUCUGGACAAAACCCUGAUAUGAACAUUUCGUAA
Huiozyma naganishii CBS 8797 is the source of this 1386-nucleotide messenger RNA. It is a transcript of the gene RAD18, whose product is annotated as E3 ubiquitin-protein ligase RAD18. Gene Ontology annotation, molecular function: single-stranded DNA binding; ubiquitin protein ligase activity. The record is from RefSeq and is a predicted model, not a curated record. Lineage: Eukaryota; Fungi; Ascomycota; Saccharomycetes; Saccharomycetales; Saccharomycetaceae. The coding region runs from base 1 to 1386 and encodes 461 amino acids. The transcript has a single exon. Gene Ontology annotation, biological process: protein monoubiquitination; DNA damage tolerance. Gene Ontology annotation, cellular component: Rad6-Rad18 complex; nucleus.